UUCAAUCAUGGAAAAUCAGUUGAUUUUGCGGUUUUACGCUCACCCUACGGUCUAGAGAGCAAAUUGGGCAGUUACAAAUUGAUAGUUCCGUUUCCCAAAACAGGUAGCGCGAAAUUUCGCCUGCAACUGCAAAAAACUCCAUUGAAAUAAAAAGUCUCUCUGCGCUUCUUUUACCCAAUGGCUUUUCUCGGAUCCAAUAUAUCAAGCGAGGUUGGGCUGCGGUUACUUCUUUGCCCACUUGGUUCUAAUGUUGUAAUUCGAACAGCAUGCUGUUCUGUUGGGGUUAUUUUACCUGUGUACUCUACAUUCAAGGCAAUUGAGAGGAAAGAUCAAAAUGAGCAACAAAAAUGGCUAAUAUAUUGGGCAGCAUAUGGUUCUCUCAGCCUUGUGGAAGCAUUUUCAGACAAGUUACUCUCAUGGGUUCCAAUGUAUUAUCAUGUGAAGUUUGCAUUUCUAGUGUGGCUUCAACUUCCAUCCACUGAAGGCGCAAUGUAUUUGUAUAGGAACCACCUGCGUCCUUUCUUCUCCAGACAUCAAGCUAGAGUUGAUCUGCUUAUGGGUUUUGCUUAUGGUGAAAUGGCCAAAAUUGUCAGCACACACCGAGCAGAAAUUGAAUAUGCUAGAGCUAUAAUCUUGAAGAUUAUGGGUUCAGCUGACCAAACGAGUAAGGGCGAGUCUGAUCGUUCUAAAGAGCACCUGGCAAUUGAAGGCGGGACAAGGACAAGCGCAGACACUGAAUCUGAUUUUGACGAUUGACUCAACACUUAUGUUGUUCAUUUGCAUGAUUUUAAAUCCUUGAAUUUUUAUUUUUAAAUUUACUUGUAAAAGGACAGAAAGGAAUUGGAUUGGUGUUUUUUGAACAAAACCAGAGAGAAAAUAAUAGAUGAUUACCAAGUACCCUGAAUGAAUAAAUAUGUGUAUUUAAUAUUUUA
Messenger RNA from Hevea brasiliensis (rubber tree), 932 nucleotides. Its product is annotated as HVA22-like protein k. Lineage: Eukaryota; Viridiplantae; Streptophyta; Magnoliopsida; Malpighiales; Euphorbiaceae. Bases 178 to 756 code for a protein of 192 amino acids. The transcript is spliced from 8 exons. The record is from RefSeq and is a predicted model, not a curated record.